GAAGACGGGCUGGAGGGGAGACGAACGGUUUCGUGCUGGUUCUGGCUGGCUCAGGAAACAUUGGAGGAGGAGGAUAGGAAGGGAAUCGAAUACGAUACCUUCUCUUUUCCAUCUCUUCCCCAGUUUUCCUCCUUGGAGGAGGGCCUUGUUGUCUGUAGGCUGUAGCCUUGUUUGGGGUUGGAAGAGAGAGACCUCCUUCCCCCAACGAAUCCAAGCAUCUUUCCCUAGUUCCUCUGGGGUUGCCAUGCCAUUUUGGUAGGGGAUUGCCCUGCCAGCCUAAAAUCGCGACCUUUUUUAUUUGAUUGUUAUUUCUACUGCCAGUACUAGAAAAACCCCACCAACAGCGCAGCCGUGAUGCGAUGCGAUGCGAGAGGCAUCAUCCUGCUUCCAAUCCAAUCCCCCCUUGCGAGGGAUGUGAUAUCCUUGUAGAGGAGAGGAGAGGAGAGGAGAGGGGAGGGGAGGAGGAAAUCUUGCCGAUCUAAAAAGCAAGGGAAGCCGGGACUAGAAGGAGCGCGCCGCCGCUUGGACUCUCUCAACGACGCCGACGCCGACGCCGGCCAUGGCCAUGGCCAGGCACAAGCAGCGCCGGGUGUACCAAGCCUGGAGAGGCAACAACAUAAUCUUGUGUGGUGGAAGGUUGAUCUUUGGACCAGAUGCCAAGGCCACUCUCUUAUCUUUCGCUCUAAUCACAAUCCCUGUUGCUGUCUUCUGCGUCUUUGUGGCCAGGGAUCUCAUACGCAUAUUUCCUGCAUAUAAUGCAGGCUAUGCAAUUCUUGCUGUCACCAUAGGCCUUACAAUUUAUGUACUGUUACUGCUCUUCCUUACCUCAUCUCAAGAUCCAGGUAUUGUACCACGAAAUUCACACCCACCUGUGGAAGAGUUUUCUCAUGAUGCUUCAGCUCCACAUACUCUUCAGUUUCCUCGAGUAAAAGAGGUUAUGGUCAAUGAUGUGCCUGUGAAAGUGAAAUACUGUGAAACUUGCAUGAUAUACCGGCCUCCUCGCUGCUCCCACUGCUCCAAAUGUGAUAACUGUGUUGAGCGCUUUGAUCAUCACUGCCCUUGGGUUGGGCAGUGUAUUGGAGAGCGAAAUUACCGGUACUUCUUCUGUUUUGUUUCGUCAGCGGCAGUCCUGUGUAUUUAUGUAUGUGCAAUGUGUGGAUUGCACAUCAAGCUUCUCAUGAGUAGGGGUCAUCAUUCUUUGGUGAAGGCCAUUAAAGAAUCUCCAGCUUCAUUGGCAGUCAUGGCAUAUUGUUUCGUUUGCUUCUGGUUUGUCGGCGGUCUCACUGGGUUCCAUUCUUACCUUAUCGCGACAAACAAGACAACGUAUGAGAAUAUCAAGUACAAGUACAGCAACCAACCAAACGUGUAUGACCAUGGUUGUGUGCACAACUGUCAUGAGUUCUGGUGCUCAAAAAGGAAGCCUUCUAAGAUCAACCUACGAGCUAUUGUUCAAGAGGGAGAUGAGGUAGCGCAGCCACAGACCAGCUAUUCCAAUGUGCCAGAAGAUGAUGCACCUCAUCGACCACGAGCCAAGGUCGAGGAUGAUCUAGAAAUAGGUCUCGAUGUUCUGAAGUCCCCGAGGCGCCGAACAGAUGAACUUAGCGAUGAAGAAUUGGAGUCUGGAAGCAAUGGUGUUAAAUAUCGCACACCAGAUUCAGAUACUGACAUCCCUGUAACCAGAACUAAGACUCAGAUCUUCGGUGAAGUUAGGGAUCUGGAGUUGUCGGUUAGUAAUGCUGCAUUACCUUCAUCUCCUAAGCAGAAACAACACCCUGAUGAACUUUGUUGAUGGUUUACGAAUGUGCCUGUUCAUUAAAAGUUACUUACACCAACAGCUCGUUUAAGUUAUCCACCAGGGCUGUGAAUGAUUGGAUUUGAAGGCAUAUGUUCUCAUUUGCCAUCUGUUUUUAGGAUUUAGACAAUUGCUUGAUCAAUCAUAGGAUUGUGUGUAAAAAAAAAACCCCAGUUUCUGUAAGGUUUUAGAUGUUUCUAGGAAUUGUUUGAAAUUCUGCAGGAGUGUAUGAAGGCGAUCCAUAAUUGUACAUAAUUUUUAUAACGAUAUGGUCACUGAUAUGUAUAGUUAAUGGA
Panicum virgatum (switchgrass) is the source of this 2088-nucleotide messenger RNA. Its product is annotated as protein S-acyltransferase 8-like. NCBI's taxonomy places the organism in Eukaryota, Viridiplantae, Streptophyta, Magnoliopsida, Poales, Poaceae. The record is from RefSeq and is a predicted model, not a curated record. Gene Ontology annotation, molecular function: protein-cysteine S-palmitoyltransferase activity. Gene Ontology annotation, cellular component: Golgi apparatus; endoplasmic reticulum. Gene Ontology annotation, biological process: peptidyl-L-cysteine S-palmitoylation; protein targeting to membrane. The transcript has 5 exons. Bases 560 to 1789 code for a protein of 409 amino acids.